Molecule: messenger RNA, 837 nt
Organism: Saccostrea cuccullata (small rock oyster)
Lineage: Eukaryota; Metazoa; Mollusca; Bivalvia; Ostreida; Ostreidae
Product: adhesion G-protein coupled receptor D1-like
Exons: 10
Coding region: 169-750 (193 amino acids)
Biological process (GO): adenylate cyclase-activating G protein-coupled receptor signaling pathway; cell surface receptor signaling pathway
Cellular component (GO): plasma membrane
Molecular function (GO): G protein-coupled receptor activity
Source: RefSeq, a predicted model, not a curated record
CCGAUUUUUAUAACAGGCAUCACAAUAGGAGCAACAUAUACUAGAGAAUAUAACCAUAGUCAUGCAUGCUGGUUAUCUACAAACAGUGGAUCUAUAUAUGGUUUUGUGGGUCCUGUUUUGCUUAUUAUUUGUAUAAAUUUAUGUAUAAUAUGUUCCCUAUUUCGAGUGAUGUGUGCCACCAGGUUGUUGACUGAGUCAACGGCGAAAAAGAAAGCAGCAACUGGUGCUCGCAGUCUGUGUACACUUCUACCCGUUCUGGGAAUCACAUGGGUGUUUGGAAUUUUAUCUAUCAAUGAAGAUUUGAUUGUCUUUCAGUAUCUUUUUGCAGUAUUUAAUUCUCUACAGGGACUAUUUAUUUUUCUUCCAAACUGUGUAUUUAAUAAAAAGGUUAGAGAGGGUUUUCUUCAUAAGAUGAGGUUGUUUGAAUCACAACAAGAAAAUAGUAAAAUAGAGUCCAAAAAUUUAAAAAGAUUUUCAAAUGCACAGGAAAAUUUGAAAACAGUCAAGAAAGACACGGAGAAAGUGACAAAAAUUUCCAGAAGAGUUACUCCACCAGUUCGACUUAUUAGAUAUACAAAGCAGUUAGAUUUCAUAGAUGGUGGAUAUGAUAAUGUUUGUUUUGAUGCCAUGCUCCCUUCAGAAAACACCCUGUCUCUUAGCACGCCGAAAACAUCACAAACAAAUUUACAGUCCAAAUCGGAGGAGAAUGGAUUUUAUAAUGCUGAAUUAUACAGUGUAAAUCAGUUGUAGAAGUGCCAUUAACGACCACAUUUGUGCCAAAGAGUGAUGGACCGUCACAGAUAUUUAGAAAAUAUAUACAUGCACUUAUAUUCAUUG